AUGCAGCGCCCCAAACCCUUCUACCCUCCUGCUGCUCCUCAGGAGGGCUUCAGCUCCCGGGGCCUGAGCAGCACAGAGGCGCUGGGGGCCCAGCCUGAGCCUCUGCCUGCUGUGGCUUCUUCCAACCUGCCGUGUCAGCCCCCAAACCCAGAGAAGGACGUGUUUCCAGGGCCCCCUGCAGGCUUCCAGAUGGCGCCCUGCGGCUGUUUCUUCGACCCCCGCAUCUACCGGAUCGAGUGGGCCACCCCCGAUUUUGGCCAAGCGCCCCUGUACCGGUUGGCAGUGGCUGGGGGUCCCGCCGUGCCUAAUGGCUACCUACUGGAGCCCCAAUCUUACCUCAAGACUCCAGGCCCACCCCCGCCGGACCCCCACUACCAGCCGGGGCCCGGGGGGCUGCAGUACGUCCUGCCCUACUUCCCCCCGGAGGGGCCGGGGGCCCUGGGCUUUGUGGGCGACGGGGGGACCCCUGGCUUUGUGGAGCUCCUCAAGGAGGGCCUGGCACCGCUGCCAGCCCCGAAGGAGGGGAAGCCGGGCCCGGCCCCGCCGGCCGAGGGGGCGCCGCCGCCCGCGCCCUACGGCGCCGCCAAGGGCGCCGGCCACGCCCCGGGGCCCCAGCCAGCCCCGUGGUCCCCGGAGCCCACGGACCCCGCGCCCGCGCCCGCCAAGGAGCCCCACCAGGCCGGGGGCCGCGCCGGGCCGGGCCCGCCAGCGCCCGGCGAGGCCGCGGGGGCGCAGGCCGAGGAGGCGGCCGCGGCGCUGGCAGCCGGCGGCGAGGCCGCGGCCCCCGAGGCGGCCCGGGCCCUGGCGCUGCCGGACCAGGUGCUGCUGGAGGACGCCAUGAGGCUGUUCGACUGCCUGCCGGGCCGCGCCGAGCCCGCCAGCGCCGCCCAGCCCCACGCGGGGCCCGCGCCGGGGCCUGCGGGGCCCGCGCCCGACAGCGGCGGCGGCGGCGACGACUCCAGCAGCGACAUCCGCUCGCUGCACCUGCCCGACGAGCUGCUGUCCUUCGACUACAGCGUGCCCGAGAUCCUCGACGCCGUGUCCCACGUGGACUACUUCUUCAACUUCAAGGCGCUGGACGAGGAGCCGCCGCCGCCGCCGGCGCCCGCGCCCCGGCCCGCGCCCCCCGCCCCGGCCGCCCCGGCCCCGGCCCCCGCCCCGGCCCCGCGCGCCGCCGGCUCCUGCGCCGGCAAGAAGAAGGCCGCCUCCGCCUCCAAGAAGGGCAAGGCCGGCAGCAAGGCCAAGCAGGCCGGGGCCGCGGCCGGCACCGCCCCGCGCGGCCCGGGCCGACCCCGGGAGCUGUCCCCGCAUUAA
This is a messenger RNA of Dipodomys spectabilis (banner-tailed kangaroo rat), 1314 nucleotides long. RefSeq names its product proline rich 22 (gene Prr22). The record is from RefSeq and is a predicted model, not a curated record. The transcript is spliced from 3 exons. Bases 1 to 1314 code for a protein of 437 amino acids. Lineage: Eukaryota; Metazoa; Chordata; Mammalia; Rodentia; Heteromyidae.